AAAGAUAAUAGAAAACCCACAAAGCAGGGGGCUCCUCGGCAGCUCGGCUACACAGAGAGGAUUGAAUGAGUGAGAAUCAUGUGAUUCGCCACCUCUUUCUUUUCUAUGAAUCCAAACAACCAUAAAUUUAUCCACCAACAAGCAGUAUUUUUCUUUUUCGUUUCUUUUGGAGGGUAGGUCUGUUUGCUUUGUUUUGUUUGGGGAUGGCUUCAAAUGCUUCAAGGUUCAUCAAAUGUGUGACAGUGGGAGAUGGGGCUGUUGGGAAGACAUGUAUGCUUAUUUGCUAUACAAGCAACAAAUUCCCUACUGACUAUAUACCCACGGUGUUUGAUAAUUUCAGUGCAAAUGUUGUCUCUGAAGGCACCACUGUCAACUUAGGCCUGUGGGACACUGCUGGGCAAGAAGAUUAUAAUAGAUUAAGGCCCUUGAGCUACAGAGGGGCAGAUGUCUUUGUACUCGCUUUCUCCCUCGUUAGUCGGGCGAGUUAUGAGAAUGUAUUUAAAAAGUGGAUCCCUGAACUUCAGCAUUUUGCUCCUGGAGCUCCAAUAGUACUUGUUGGCACUAAAUUGGAUCUUCGAGAAGAUAAGCAUUAUUUGGCUGAUCAUCCUGGAUUGGUACCUGUGACCACCGCACAGGGUGAGGAACUCCGUAAACAGAUUGGUGCUUUAUAUUACAUUGAAUGCAGCUCAAAAACUCAGCAGAAUGUGAAAGCAGCUUUUGAUGCUGCAAUCAAGGUAGUCAUAAAACCGCCACAGAAACCGAAGGAGAAGAAGAAACAGCCACGGCGAGGAUGCACAUUAAAUAUCUUUAGUGGGAGGAGGCUGCUGUGUUUGAAAUGAAGUUCAUCGUCGUUUGGAAUAUAGAUAUCCUUCCCCAUGCAUAAUUUCCGACAUGCUAGGCUGCCUCUCAAAGAUUCUUCAGACAGUACUCUUCGUAUUCUUUUUUAAUACUGAUACUUCUUAUGGUAGAUAUGCAGCAUCUGUUUUCCAGAGAGCGCCAUACUUCUUGUUAUAGUUACCUAGACGAUUUUGUAUUGCUUAAGAUGUAUGUAUAUGAACUCAUUGUGAAGAGUUGAAAGCUCAGUGCCCAUGUAAGAUUGUUGAUUAGCUGCAUUUCAGACGCUGUUUAAUUGAUAAACUGCGUCCAUGUUGUUUUCGGUCUUAAUGGAGAAAUGAAGGUCUGACAUUUUAUGGAUUCAAA
Molecule: messenger RNA, 1200 nt
Organism: Tripterygium wilfordii
Lineage: Eukaryota; Viridiplantae; Streptophyta; Magnoliopsida; Celastrales; Celastraceae
Product: rac-like GTP-binding protein 3
Exons: 8
Coding region: 204-839 (211 amino acids)
Biological process (GO): regulation of actin cytoskeleton organization; cortical cytoskeleton organization; actin filament organization
Cellular component (GO): plasma membrane; cytoplasmic vesicle; cytoskeleton
Molecular function (GO): GTPase activity; protein kinase binding; GTP binding
Source: RefSeq, a predicted model, not a curated record